GGGGGAUGUGAACAUCCUCUCAACAGAAGCAAUGGAAGCAGUGACCGAAACGGGUAGUUCAACCCGCAGGACCUUCCUAAAGAGGACCCGAGCUUCAUGAGCUGUUUCGAUGGGGCCGAAACGCUUGCUGCUUGGAGCCCUGCUUCUGACGCUGUGCGGAACCCUGCUGCACAUUUGGAACGUCACCACGCAAGUGGAGGUGCCUUUUGCCUCCUGGAGGAUGACGGCAGAGGUCCAGAAACAGCAGCACUGGCCGAUUCUAGGACGAGAUUCCUUGCUGGCCAGCAUCCCCUACUGGAAUGUGGAUGAUUUUCGAGAACGUGAAGGGAGGGAAAGAGCACUCUUGCAUGUGCUCAUGACAUUGAUGUCUUACCCAAUGGAGGUGGAUAUAAUUUUGGUGUCAAACACCGGUGUCAAGGCGGCUGAAGGCUUGGUUUGGAGGGAAGCACUUCGUCCACAGCCAUUUUGCAACAAGACUUUUCAACAUGGGUAUUGUUUGCACUGGGAGGCUUUGCACGCACUGCGUGAAGCGGCCUUGACUGGUGACGUAGAGAUGAUUGGCCCAGGUGUUGCUGAUACAGCUCGGACUGAUAAGAUUGGGGCGUCCCAGUCCAAGCAGUUGGCCUAUGAUUACUAUGCUUAUAUGGAAGGAGAUUUGCUGCUGCCUGCGGCCAGUUUUUAUUUUUUUGCGCAUCAUGCUGAUACACUCUUCCACCGCGGCUAUAAGCUAAAGGCUCACCGACGAGAGCCUGGAGGUCCCAGUGGUGCUCGGAUGGUGGAUAUGCGGCCACAUUUCAAUUGUGAAUACUCGACGCUCUUCGAUGGGAGUGCGAGCACCUCCUAUCUGGAUCAGAGGGAUCGCGUUUACAUCACUUCAGUGGGUGACUAUUGCCUCUUCGCCAGCUCUCUACUGCUCUCACGCCGGAUGUUCCAGCGCUUCCUCACGCUCCGCGAAUGGGAUUGGGACCAUCGACCCAACCAGGAACCUUGGGCAAUUACCGAGGCCAUUGAUCCGUCGCUGCAGAGGAGCUGGGUCCCUGUGACGCACGAGCGAAUGCAGGCGCUGCAUUUGAUGCCCUUGCACAACGACGGGCUACAACACCUUUCUUUCACACACGCGGAAGUCGAUCAGUUGAUUAUGACCUGCGUUUGGAAUCGCACGCUUUGUCCUUCAAUGAAGCCUUGAAGCUCUAGUUCGGACAUGUCCAGUUGGUUGCGAAGACUGAAAAAAGAACAUGGCACUAUGUCGCAAGACCUCAACUCAACCUUUGUGCUUCGUUUUUCUACUUUGCUGUUUGUCACUGCCUUGAUUCAGAAACGACCUCCCCCUACUCAGUCAAAGCGCACUGGAUGCAAUGUCAGAUGCAAAGAAGGGGUCGAAAAAAAGCGACUGCCCAGCGCGCCUUCCGUGCAAAUCGCCUAUAGAGCUUCAGCCUGACGAGCAUGACAACGCAC
Molecule: messenger RNA, 1455 nt
Organism: Durusdinium trenchii
Lineage: Eukaryota; Dinophyceae; Suessiales; Symbiodiniaceae
Source: the annotation of a GenBank genome assembly